Eurytemora carolleeae is the source of this 3070-nucleotide messenger RNA. RefSeq lists its product as uncharacterized. Lineage: Eukaryota; Metazoa; Arthropoda; Copepoda; Calanoida; Temoridae. Gene Ontology annotation, molecular function: oxidoreductase activity. The transcript has 3 exons. Bases 151 to 3024 code for a protein of 957 amino acids. The record is from RefSeq and is a predicted model, not a curated record.
UGUUUUGCAAAAAGGAAUAGAAUUGUUAGAAUAAACCAUAUUUAUCCAAAACUACACAAAAGCUUUUUUUGCGAUGGAUUUGAUUUAAAUUAGCUAAACAAUUGCAAAUAUGAUUAUUUGAUCAACAAAAGAGUCAAUUAUUUUUCAGAAAUGAAUUGGGCUACUUUGGUAUGGAUUACAGGAUGUUUUCUUGUGAUAUCUGUGUCAAAAUGUUGGGGAAAAGAAGAAACUAAGGGGGAUAAAAUUUCCGAGUUGUUGAGUCCUGAAAACAUUAAAAAACUUGCUGCAAAGACGGGAAAAAAUGGUCUUUUCCGUUCAAAUGGAGGAAAUAGUCAGGAAGAAAAAAUUGCCGAUGACCUGUUCAAAAAAGCGAAGAAGUUCACUUGCACCCAUAAAUGCAGCCCAUUUAGUAAAGAAUAUGAGGAAUCAUUAGAAAAAAUGGUUAAUCUCUAUGCUGAAGCUGCAAAAAAAGUUGACUAUGAUAUUGAUGCUUAUGUUGAAAUAGCUAAAGACGUUUUCUCCAAAUGCACAAAAAGUAAAGAAGUCAAUGAAGACCUUGUAAAAACUGCAUACAUAAAAGCUUGUAAAAUAAGUAAUAAUACAGAUAUUAAAGAAUUAAAACUGGACCCUCCAAAGAUAUUUCCUAAUUUGAGAACAGAAAAUAUCAAGAAGGGCGGAGCAGGAUUUAGAGCUGGAGCUGGUGAAACUAUCUGGGAGAAUUUACCUAAAGUUCCUUCACGAGCACAAGCCCCAGAGGACAAAAUUGAUUACUUUAGAGAAGAUGAAAAUUUACACACAUUCCAUAAACAAUUCCAUGCAAUACAUUUGCGGAUGCCAAGAGCAAAUGAGCACUUUUACUACUUUCAUAGAAUGUACUUAUUUAGAUAUUUUGAUGAAAGAGAUUCUGAAGGUCUCCCUCCUGUUCGACCGUUCAGUGCUGCAUUAAGGAAUGAGGAGUUUAACUCAUAUUAUUCCCUAACUCCACAGACUGAUCCCUCUGGAUUCUUAAGUGAACAACACUCAAGCAACACUCCAACAUGCAGGAUAACUCAAGCAACAAAUGGUGUACUAGCACGACUUGAAGCCCGCUGCAACAGUAAACUAGCUGAAAGAAAUGACAACUUUGAUGCAUUCUUUGAAGAAUGUAUAGACUAUCAUAACAAUGGCCAUAAUUUGAUCAGCGCGGAUUGCAUUGUUGACAAAAGCAAAAUUGGAAUAAUCGGGAAUACGCCAGUUGCUGGAAGAGAUCCCAUGUUUUUCCGGUGGCAUUAUGAAGUUGACAUUAAAUAUGAAACCUUUCUCAGAAAUCAACCAGCAUACACCAGAGAACAAAUAUUACCACCAGGUGGUCUUGUGGUGACAAGUGUUGAGCUACAAUCCAGAUGCUCAAGUCCUAACCAGGUUGAAACAUUUUGGGAAUCUGAGGGUUCAAGAUAUCAACUCAAUCACAUGCCAUUCCAUUUUAAUAUAAGACUACGAAAUGGGAAUGGCUUAUCCAAUAAAGUAAUAGUAAGAAUUUAUUUAGUAAAUGAAAAAUUUUUAUCCAACAACAAAUUUUAUUUUGAGUUGGACAGAUUUACACACACUCUGUCAGGAGCUAAUGAAGAAACAAUUGUUAGAGCGGACAAUCAGAGUUCUCUUAUUUGGAGAAGUCGGGAUGAUUGUGGUUGGGCACCAUCUCUUGUAUUACCUAGAGGAAAGAGUCAGCAGGCAGUAAAAUAUAGGCUAGUUGUGUUUGUACACGAUCUCCCUGAUCAAUCUGUUAAUGAAGGAGAUAUUGCAACAUUGAUAUGUGGCCCAAGAGGUGGUGUUUUGGAUCCACGUCCCAAUGGGUGGCCUAUGCAAAGAGACUGGCAAGGAAUAAACUUUUUAGAUGUUAUCAACAAUCAAGAUGAAGCAUUUGGACAAAUUUCUACCACUGUUGAAAUAUUUAAUCGGGGUUUGAAUCCAACUGGUUGUGCUGAUGCUCAAUUUACUAACAAUAGGCAGACAACUCCAGCACCAUCUACCUCCACUAUUGCCUCAACACCAGCUGAGCCAGUAAGUACAGAAUCAUCUGCGACAACAAUUUCUAGUACAGUAUCAUUAACUUCAGCACCAGACACUGGCUCAAAUUCUGAAACAACAACUGAAUUUGAAUCAGCAAGCAAUCUAAUAACAACCAGUUCUGAUGACACUGACACAGAUUCUGAAACAUCAACUGUUUCUGAAUCAACAAGUUUAGAACCACUGGUAACAACAAGUUUUGAUGUAACUGGCUCAGAUUCUGGAAAAUCAACUGUGCCUGAAUCAACAAGUUCAGAACCACUUGUAACACCAAGUUCUGAUGGAAUAUCAACAACAUCAGCAACUUCAGAAACAUCAUAUACACCACUUUUAACUACCCCAUCAACUGAUUCUGAAUCAACAAGUCCUCCAUCACCAAUUACAACUAAUUCUCAUGCAGUAACACCAUCUUUAACAUCAGUUUCUCAAGCUCUGUUAUCAACCUUAGGGUCUGCUGGUGGUUUAGAACCUGAUAAAACAACUGAGGCACCUUUGACUACUAUGUCCUCUGAAUCAGGAACAGAGAGUUCAGAUGCUGGAUCAUAUGGUGCUGUAAACACACCACCAACUGAAGCAUCAACAAGCGGGGGAACUGGAAAGGUUGAAGCAUGCAUUGAUGGUCUUUGUUACAUAGUUUCAAAAGAAUGUAAAGACAAUGAGCCUUCUGCAAAACAAUUUUGUGAACAAGCUAACAUGGCAUUAGUCAAAGUUCAUGGAUUGGGAAAACUUUACAAAAUAGUUUCUAAAGCAAGAGAAUCAAUAGUCAAUGACAAAGCAAGAUUUUGGACUGAUCAGAAUGAAAAGAAGGUGAGCUGUAGAGUUAUCCUUGGAGCACACAAGGACAGCACUGUUGGAUUAGGUUGGGUACCUUGUCAGAAACCAGGUUGGGAUAAAGCUAAAUACUAUGCAUUAUGUGAGCCUCAUGAGAAGAAAAGUGGAUACUCUACAAAGAAAAGGGGUUACACUCGUAAACAUUAAAGAUAAUCAAUUCAUAGGAUGUUAAUAAAGUAUCUAUAUUAAAUUA